UUCUCUUCUCUUUCGAGCUUUUCCUCGGCUUUCUGGCUUGUCACUUGUCUAUCCAUCUCCUCCCUGUACACUUUCUCGUCCGUCUCGUGCGACGUCCGGUCUGGCUUGUGUUUUCUCUCCUCCUUUCUCACUCUGUGUGUCUCCCGCUGGUGGUGCUGGAAAUCACUGGGCCCUGGGACUGCUCGCCCGUGUGGCUGCUUACUUGUGCGGUGGGGUGGGGUGGGGUGGGGUAGAGAAGAACGACCUUAACACGCACGCAUGCCUAGUGCACGUACUACACGUAAUUUCUCCCCGAUUGUCACGAUUCCGAUUCCAAUCUUUUUCUAUUUCAUCAGUCAGUGUGCCCCCGACCCCCGCCUGCUUGUAGUCCCCGCUGCCAAUUCGUUGUCUGUCUGAUCCUCGCCCUACAGGAUUUUUCCUUCGCGCUUUUGGCCUAAGCUCCCUGCCCAUAUCUGCACUACCUUCAGCGCAUUUCACCACGGGCUUUCUAAACCCGUAGCCGCACUCGCUUUUACGGGCCUGAGAUGCGGAGAUCUUUAAAUCGGUGGCUGCUUCUCAGCACGUGACACACACACGAGCGUCCAAAUUGACAACGUAGGCAGGUCUAUCGCAGCCCGUAUACACUACAAGCUACAUGCGAAGAAUUUAUCCAGGCCCUUGGUAGCCGUACGUGGCACUGUACUUUGACUUUUACCUCAUGGAAGCAGAGCGUGCUGGGACGUUGCAACUAAAUGAUUGAUGUCCUUAAACAGGAUCCAAAUAGACCGUUAGGAAAAGAAGGAUGUAGGGCGAUUUGGUGGACAUGGGCUUGUACAAAGUUCUUCCAAAGGGCAAAUUAAAGGAGUUGCUACAGUAGGUGGAGCGUGAUGCAUGCCCAGUCUCAGGCUCCCAACCAAAGCUUAGGGCAGGUUUCGCGGAUGGCUCAACCAAAUGGAAGUUCUCUUUCAGGGUCGAGUGCCCAAGGUCACAGGACCUGGCACCAAGAAAGUGACAAUUUAGGACUUCGCCGAACUGUUGUAGAUAACAUUUUGUCACUAUUUCAGAAGCGCAGGGGCCCUGUCACUGCAGAAUGGCAGCAGAAGCUGCCCGAUUUUGUCAAGCGACUAGAGGAGGGAUUGUAUCGUCAAGCCAUGACUAAGGAGGAGUAUGCAGAUCAAAGUACCCUGGAAGCUCGACUUCAAACGGUGGCCAAACGAAUGACGAAAACAACUCAAGUUGCCCCUCAGCUUGGUUCCCACGGGAAUCUGCCUUCUUCCUCUAUGGGUAAUAUGAUUCCAACACCUGGAGUUGCAUCCACGAUGAUUCCAACUCCUGGUGGUACUGGAAAUUUGAUGCCUGGUCCAGGUGGUGUAAGUGCCAUGGUUCCUACACCAGGUGUUGCAAGCAAUAUGAUUCCUACUCCAGGGAAUAUGAGCAACAUGAUCCCAACUCCGGGUGGUAUGAGUAACAUGAUACCAACCCCCGGGCAUGGGCAUUCAAACAAUAUGUUACCUGGGAUGAAUAGCAUGAUGGCUUCAUCUGGAAAAGUCAACAACAUGAUGCCACCCUCCGGGAAUGGUGGUAAUAUGAUGCCAACUCCAGGACAUAGUAACAUGAUGUAUAACAGUUCAGGUGGAAAUAUGAUUCCCACCCCGGGGGCCAAUCCUAACUCAUUAGUCUCACAACAGGGCAUGAGUGGGAUGAGGAUGUCACAAAAUGGUAAUGUGGGCAUGAGCAUGGGUAUGCCAACAGCUGGGAGCCAAAUGAUCCCAACUCCUGGUCUUACCUCUAGUCAAGGAAUGGGUAUGAAUCAGUCUUCUUCGACGGGACUUCUACUGGCAAAUGUCACACCUGUAGGUAUGCAGCCUCCACAAUCCUUUGGAGGGGUGUCUGGGAACCACAUGUAUCGUAGUAUGAACGGCCAAAUGGGUGGUCUAGUAAACAAUAUUGUACAACAGCGGAAGAAUGCUCUAAGUACAACAAAUGGCAUGAAUAAUGGGAUGCCGAUGAUGGGAAAUAAUCAACACCUUAUGAAUGGCAAUUCAACAAUGCACAGUCAGCCCAGCCACCUAAAUUCAAAUCAGUUUUCGGGGAUGCAAGCUUCGCAGCAACAUCAACAACGCACAAAUCAACAAAGACAGCAACAGCAACAGCAACUUCGAAUGCAACCAGCAUCAAGUCUUGCAAUUCCAAUGGGUGAUGGCUACGCUAUGAAUGCGGCAGAUCUUGCCGGGCCGGGGACAAUGUAUCCUCCCGUCUCAUCUGGAGGGCUUACUGGCAGCGGUCUCAACAUGAGUUCAAAUGGCUCUCAGACACAGAAGAUGAUCCCUGUCCCCGGUUUGCCGUCGUCCCAGCAAAAUACUUCACAGCAACAUCUGCCGCAGAACAACCAGUCGCAGCAACUGCAGCAGCACUUGCAACGGAGUAGUUUCGCCCAAAAUUCUACUGGUUCGAGGACACAGCAGCAGCAGCAACAGGCCCAAAUUCCUAAAAGUCAGGGGAUGUUUCAGUCGAUGCCUCCUCCAAGCCAAUCAACGCAGAAAUCACAAAGUGGGAGUAUGCCGCAAGAGCAGUCACAGCAACAGUCACCCACUCAGAAGGUGUCGUUGGCAUCGGGUCGUACCCUCUACGAUUCCCAGCCUCCAUCACCUCAGUUGCAGCGUCAGCAGCCCGUUGCCCUUCAUCAACAGAUGAAUAUGCAAGCUCAACAGCAUCAACGUCAAACGUCCUCGCAACAACAACAAAGCUCGAAUCACUCCCAGCAAGGUCGUCAGCAGAUACCUACUGCGCAGCAAAAGCUCCCUGACCAGACGCAGCAGCCACAACAGCAGCAGGAGCUGUCUUCUUUCUCUCAGCAACAAACAACCACGAAGGCACCUUCUCAGCCUCCAAGCUCAGUUCAACAAUCAAGACCACAGCAACAAAUGCCGCAACGCUCGUUCGCACAAACGCAGCAGCAGCAGCAGCAGCCGCAGCAGCAGAGGCCUCAGGCUCAAAGUCAAGUGUCACAGCAGGAGAGUCAGCCACAGCCGGCCCCAUCUCCUUCAGGGGACCAACAAACUCAACAGUCUCAACCACAGGUGCAACCUGUUGCAGCUCCUGCACAGGCACCACAGCAAGGCCCUGCAAAUGGCUCAACUGCUUCUGCGCAACCAGCACCUCGCACUGGGAGCAAUUCAAACGGUGCUCUUCCUGGAGGACAACCCCGCCCUGGACAGAUCGAUCCUCAGCGUGCCCAACAGUAUUCAAAGCAGCAACGAUGGCUGCUCUUUUUAAGGCAUGCUAGUAAGUGUACGGCAGCUGAAGGACAAUGCAACAUAAGCCCUCACUGCCACAUGGCCCGACAGCUAUGGACUCAUCUUGGGUCGUGCCGCGACGGGGCUUGUACUUAUACACGAUGCAACGCUUCUCGAUCGCUUCUUCAUCACUACAGGAUCUGCAAUGAUGCGUUCUGUCCUGUGUGUGGACCAGUGAAGACCAUGAUAAACAAGAGACCUCAUCCCAGUUCAACAUCGUUGCAACUCAGUCAGGGCUCACCAGGCCCCGCGCCUUCUCCUGCAAACAAUACCUCCAGUGCUGGAAGUGGACUUUCUGGUGGAAAUCUGCCUGCAUUGCCAUCAGCUGUAGAUUAUGACAUCCAAGGACCUCCAAAAAGAGUGAAGACCGAGAGUGGAACGGUCAGUGGGGCCACUAGCAUGCAACCGCCUCAACAGCACUCCACAUCUGGAUCUGUUAAGACGCAAGCACCAGCUACGGUUUCCACACAAUCUGGUGCUCAGCAGCAAGGAUCGAAUCGACCAAUGUCGUCGGUGAAAAGUGAGACUUCAACAGCGGUAAAAGUAGAGAGUUCAACGACUGUGACCAAGAUGGAAUCUCAGGGAAGUGCCCAGACUAUGACUACAACCCACAGGCAAGUAACGGUCAAAGUAGAGACCGCAAGUCAAGUUAAGUCGGAACCUUCAUCAGGAAUAUCCCAAGCUGCAACGUCUGUUAAGGCCGAGCCUGCUCCCGCACCCCCUCCCGUUAAGCAAGAGGCUAGUUCUUCCGGCGCUGCAGGUGCUAUUAUUGUCGCUCCAAAUGCGAAACCGGGUAAACCGAAGAUUGUUGGCACAUCUUUGACAGAGUUGUUUACGCCGGAUCAAAUAAGAGAACAUAUCAUCGGUCUUCGACAAUGGGUUGGCCAGAGCAAGGCCAAGGCUGAAAAGAAUCAAGCUAUGGAGCAUCAGAUGAGCGAUAAUGCUUGCCGAUUGUGUGCCGUGGAGAAGCUCACUUUUGAGCCGCCUCCCAUAUAUUGUACCUCUUGUGGUGCUCGAAUCAAACGUAACGCUCCAUUCUACACCGCUGGUUCUGGUGAAACAAGGCACUACUUCUGUAUACCAUGUUACAAUGAUUUACGAAGUGAUGUGGUCGAGAUGGACGGAAUGUCCUACUUGAAGACCAAGUUGGAAAAGAGGAAAAAUGAUGAGGAGACCGAGGAAGCGUGGGUUCAAUGCGACAAAUGCAAUCAAUGGAACCAUCAGGUGUGUGCUCUUUUUAACGGCCGGAGGAACGAAGGUGGAGAAGCAGAAUACACGUGUCCUCAAUGUUGUAUGCUGGAGAUCGAGAGGGGUGAAAGGAAGCCACUUCUUUCCUCGGCAGUUUUGGGAGCUAAGGAUUUACCUAAAACGUUUCUUAGUGAUCAUUUGGAACAAAGAUUGGCGCGGAAACUGAGACAAGAAAGAAUAGACCGUGCGCGCGCACUUGGGAAAAAUGUCGAUGAGGUCUUGGGAGCAGAUUCAUUGGUCAUUAGAGUGGUCUCUAAUGUCGAUAAGAAGCUAGAGGUAAAGGCUCGAUUUCUGGAAAUAUUCCAGGAGGAGUACUACCCGACCGAGUUUCCCUACAAGUCCAAGGUGGUCCUACUUUUCCAAAAGAUAGAAGGCGUGGAAGUAUGCUUAUUUGGAAUGUAUGUCCAAGAGUUUGGGGUCGAAUGUGCUCCCCCAAAUCAACGGCGAGUGUAUCUAUCAUACCUGGACUCUGUGAAGUACUUCAGGCCUGAUGUGAGAACUUCUGGCAACGAGGCCCUUCGUACUUAUGUUUACCAUGAAAUCUUGAUUGCUUACCUUGAUUACUGCAAGCUACGUGGAUUUAGUAGCUGCUACAUUUGGGCUUGUCCGCCCCUUAAAGGCGAGGACUACAUUCUGUAUUGUCAUCCAGAGAUACAAAAGACACCGAAGUCUGAUAAGCUGCGUGAUUGGUACUUGACAAUGUUGAAAAAGGCGACUGCCGAUGGGAUUGUUGCAGAAGUGACCAAUCUCUAUGACCAUUUUUUCCAGUCAACUGGAGAAUGUCGAACUAGAGUUACAGCUGCUCGUCUACCGUAUUUUGAUGGAGACUACUGGCCUGGAGCUGCGGAGGAUAUGAUAGUUCAGCUUCAGCAAGAGGAGGAGGAUGGACUUAAGCUACAGAAGAAGGGUAAAAAUAAGAAAACUGCAACCAAGCGUGCUUCUAAAGCAGCUGCUCAAGCAGAACUUGCAAGCAAUGCUUCUAAAGACGUUCAGCUUAUGUAUAAGCUUGGUGAGUCAAUUUUGCCAAUGAAGGAGGAUUUUAUUAUGGUGCACUUGCACUUUUGUUGUACUCAUUGCCGUAACUUCAUCAUUAGCGGCUGGCGAUGGACAUGCAAGCAAUGCAAGAGCUUUAAUCUAUGUGAUAGGUGUCAUGAUUCUGAACAGAAACGUGAAGAAAGGGACCGACAUCCCACCACGAGUAAAGAGGCUCAUCAACUCACACCUAUCGAGGUAGAAAAGGUUCCCGCAGAUACGAAAGACAAAGAUGAAUUCAUGGAGAGUGAAUUCUUCGACACUCGGCAAGCUUUCUUGAGUUUGUGUCAAGGGAAUCAUUAUCAGUAUGAUACUUUACGACGAGCUAAGCACUCCUCGAUGAUGGUCCUUUACCAUCUCCACAAUCCUACAGCACCUGCUUUUGUUAUUACGUGCAACCAAUGCCAUCGUGAUAUCGAAACAGGUCAAGGGUGGAGGUGCGAAACCUGUCCUGACUUCGAUUUGUGUAACAACUGUAAGGACGUUGUUAAACAUAAUCACAAGCUGACACCACAUCCUUCUGCGUCUGAGCGGAAUGCUCAGAACAAGGAAGCCAGGCAGCAACGUGUCCUACAGCUGCGAAAGAUGCUGGAUUUGCUCGUGCAUGCGUCUCAGUGCGGCGUACCUAGUUGCGCUUAUCCGAAGUGUCGUAGCGUUAAAGGUCUAUUCAGGCACGGGAUGAUGUGUAAAGUACGCGCAUCAGGUGGUUGCGCUCUAUGCAAGAGAAUGUGGUAUCUGCUCCAACUUCAUGCCCGUGCUUGCAAGGAAUCCGAGUGCCGCGUUCCUCGUUGCAAGGAUUUGAAGGAGCAUGUUAGGAGAUCAAAUCAACAGCAGGAGUCCCGUCGCAGAGCUGCAGUAAUGGAGAUGAUGAGACAGCGGGCUGCAGAAGCUGCGGGUGGUACAAGUUAACGGUAGAAAUUUGGACGGCUCCAGAUAUGUGGCGGUGGAAAAGUAGAUGCUACUGUCUGCGUUUAUGUGAAAGACGACUGUUAAUGUUGACAAGGGCUCAAGUGUUUAGGCAUUGUCUUCUAUACAUCUUAGAACAGAAUGGAAACCUUCUAAUGAGUCUGUUGUGGCGCUCGGACUGGAGAAGCAUACACAACUUUGCACAAGGGACAUUCCCUGUAAAAGGCAGGUUAUUGACUUGCCAAAUUAUGCGGUUGUCUUGCUUUGUAGAUAGAAACGUUCGAAGCACGCUUAGCCACACCUUACUGAUGCUUCAGAGGUAUCCUGUCUUGAAAAUAAUAUCUUAACGAUUGCAAGCUUUAAUGGGUAGAAUUAUCCCUUUGGCUUGCAACGUCAUGCUUGUGCUGAUACAAGCAUGAGUAGUGAAGGAUGCUACUUUGCCUGGACCCGUCAAUGUGAGCGAGUUUGUCCACGGUCGGAUCGAGGUGUGAUAACUCACGUGUGGACAUAUCGACUCGAUCCAUAUAAGCAGCCGUAGCUUCCCCGAGCACAGCGACUCAGACAGAUUGCAUCAAGGAACUUCAUGUACUGAAGGGUCAUCAUGAAAAUGGGAACUCAUUUGUUCUUGGAUUGGUCUGGAACACGACAAUUUUCCAAGGUGUAAGUUGCCCGUUGUACCAAGUUCAGUUCCCACGACGAAUACUGUUGUGCUGGAUGAAUUUGCUACUCGAUAUCUUCGCAAGUCACUUCCAGUGGUGGUUUAAGCUAAAUCUGUGACCAUUGCGUUGCUGGUUUGAUUGGCGGGCUGCAAAUGUGUUGGUUCUGCUUUAGUACUGCAGCUGCGAGAUGGUUCUUUCAACUGUCAGGAGGUCGUGAUUAAUCAUUUGAACAGGAAAAUCCGUCAAAUGAUCGGCAACUUUGAGUCUGGUAUUUAGAAGAUUGUACAGAGCACAAUUAGAAUGAGAUGCACUGUUUCAUCCUGUGGUUUAUUUUUCGAGCAAAUCUAAAUCAAUUUUGCGGAAUCAUCGUUGUAAUCAUAUAAUGGGUUUCAAAGGCUUCUCUCUCGGGGGAAUUUGCUGAACAAGUUUUGCAACCCCCGAGAGUUCUAGAGAUGAGGUUUGAUGGUAACUUGGCGGUUUGUUGCUUUAAAGGUUUAGGGUAUAUAUGGUUAUUUGGAUAGGUUUUGGGUGGUUCCGGCUGAAAUGUCAACAUUGGCAUAUAGAGAGCAAGGCAGUUAAGUUCUUCAGAGCGCAAUUCAUUCGCUACCUGCUUGCUCCUAUUUUCACCUAUUUACCAUCUGAUGGGGAUGAUUGCCCACACAGUUUAAUGGGUUACUUCUCCACUCUUCCCUGUUAUUUCUUGACGAGACACACAUAUUGGAUGGUGGUGAUACAGACAAGCUGGUGUAGAAUUAUAGCCUAGAGGCAAGUGAAACAGAGGCCACGAGUAACUCUUGUUUUUGGUAGAUCUCCCUUGAAAAUUUGGGGAACAUUACAUGAGAACGGCGGGUUUAUGCUCGCAUUUUUCUUGGAUAUACCGUCUCUUAUCAUAUGUCUGGAUGGCUGCCGGACCUUCCAGCAGAGGAGUGCCAUUUGCGUGUCCAGUCAUUGUCUCCUCUCGUGCGGUCUCUGUUGACCACAUGGUCACACCGGUCUCCUUCUUCAUUGAGGACCCAAGAACCCAAUAAGUGUAGAUUUUAUUACUUCGAGGACUGUAAGUGUGCGAAGGUGCACAGUGUACUUUUACCACAAUAAAGGUCCUCUUCUGAUGCUACUCCCGAAGUAAUUGAGCAUGCUUAUUCUCUGAGUAAGGCUUAUUAUCCCCAAUGUGAACCAUUUUUCAUUGCUCUGUUCAGCAUUGCAUUUUUCAUUGUUCUCAAGUAAGAACCAACUCAGCAGUAAGCAUACUCCUGGGUUAUGAAGAGGUCC
This is a messenger RNA of Marchantia polymorpha subsp. ruderalis, 8389 nucleotides long. NCBI's taxonomy places the organism in Eukaryota, Viridiplantae, Streptophyta, Marchantiopsida, Marchantiales, Marchantiaceae. The record is from the annotation of a GenBank genome assembly.